ACUGCGAAGUAUAAUCCUUAAAUUUCGGUACUCUCGAUGAUGGCGCCCAAACUAGGGAAAACCCUCACUGCUCCCGCCGUUCGCCAAAAUCUCUCCUAAAUUUAAACCCUCGCCGCCACAACUUCCCUGCACAAACCGGCCCAUUUCUUCUCUGCCUCUCUACCAUGCCGGCAAUAACCCCACCAGUCGCCGCCGCCGCCGCCUCCUCUCCUGGCGGAGGAGCAAUCGGAUCGGAAUACGAGCCGUUGCUAGCGGAGAAUCCCGACCGCUUCUGCAUGUUCCCCAUCACCUAUCCCUCCAUCUGGGAGUUCUACAAGAAGGCGGUGGCCUCCUUCUGGACGGCGGAGGAGGUGGACCUCUCGCUCGAUCUCCCACACUGGCAGCACCGCCUCUCCGACGACGAGCGUCACUUCAUCUCUCAUGUCCUCGCCUUCUUCGCCGCCUCGGAUGGCAUUGUCCUCGAGAACCUCGCCGCCCGGUUCAUGCGCGACGUCCAACUCCCUGAGGUUCGCGCAUUCUACGGCUUCCAGAUCGCCAUCGAGAACAUCCACUCCGAGAUGUACUCCCUCCUCCUCGACACCUACAUCAAAGACCACGAGGAGAAGUCGCGCCUUUUCCACGCCAUCGACACGGUGCCCGCCGUCACCCGUAAGGCGGAAUGGGCUCUUCGCUGGAUCGACUUCUCUGGCUCAUUUGCCGAGCGCCUCGUGGCAUUCGCUUGCGUCGAGGGCAUCUUUUUCUCCGGUUCCUUCUGCGCCAUCUUCUGGCUCAAGAAGCGCGGGCUCAUGCCCGGUCUCACUUUCUCAAACGAGCUCAUCUCCCGCGACGAGGGGCUCCACUGUGAUUUCGCCUGCCUCCUUUACGGUCUCCUCCGUAGCAAACUCUCUGAGGACAGGGUCCGCACCAUCAUUGCCGACGCUGUGGACAUCGAACGUGAGUUCGUCUGCAGUGCUCUGCCCGUGGCCCUCGUCGGUAUGAACGGCGACCUCAUGAGCCAGUACAUUGAAUUCGUGGCAGACCAUUUGCUUGUGGCUCUGGGCUACAGCAAGAUGUACGGCGUGGCCAACCCCUUUGAUUGGAUGGAGAUUAUCUCGCUUCAAGGGAAAACCAAUUUCUUCGAGAAGAGGGUGGGCGAGUACCAGAAGGCUUCGGUGAUGUCGAGCUUGAACGGCAAUGGAGCCAUCCAUGAGUUCAAGCUGGACGAAGAUUUCUAAAGGCUCCCGUGUCUGCGCGAAUAAGUUUAAGCUUUAUAUAAUUUGGUAUUUGUUGUCGUUGAUAUAGAGAAUGAAAUCCAACAUUAAAGAAAACAUUGGGAACUGCUUGUUUCCGGGACUGGAAUGUGUUGUUUUUUCUCGAAUGUGAAGUGCUCGAGGAAAUGCCUAGCUCGGGUUCUGCUUAUCAACUAGUAGUAAGUUACAUGUUUGAAGAAAUGCUUCAAAGAUGUUUGUUCUAUUUGUUUGCGCAGCAAUUUAUAUAUAUCCUACUUAUACA
Messenger RNA from Zingiber officinale, 1491 nucleotides. RefSeq names its product ribonucleoside-diphosphate reductase small chain-like. Lineage: Eukaryota; Viridiplantae; Streptophyta; Magnoliopsida; Zingiberales; Zingiberaceae. The record is from RefSeq and is a predicted model, not a curated record. The transcript has a single exon. Gene Ontology annotation, biological process: deoxyribonucleotide biosynthetic process. Bases 165 to 1214 code for a protein of 349 amino acids. Gene Ontology annotation, molecular function: oxidoreductase activity.